Mus caroli (Ryukyu mouse) is the source of this 1107-nucleotide messenger RNA. The record is from RefSeq and is a predicted model, not a curated record. NCBI's taxonomy places the organism in Eukaryota, Metazoa, Chordata, Mammalia, Rodentia, Muridae.
AUGUGGGUUCUCCAGGCCUUGACCAUCAUGUUGAGCAUCCAAGCGGGAACACUUGACCUGGUGGAAACACCCCCAGUGGUGGGCAAUCUUCCUGUUGCCAUGCCUGCUCCACUCAAUCUCCCUGGAGGCCUCCCUGGAGGCCUCCCUGGAGGCCUAAGUCCCCCAGUCCUCAAAGGACCAGUCAACCAUCAAAUGUUACCUCCUAAAAGGCCUGUACCUCCACCCAAAGGUGGCAAGUGUGCACCUGCAGCCAGAUACUUCCUCUCCAGUGACAAACUCCAUGACUGUAAAGUCACAGGAAAAGUGCCUCUGCCUGUGCCUCUGCCCUUGGCUGAAAUCAUCCCAGCAAUAGUGACAGCAAAAAUAAAUGAAAAUCUGGAAAAAUCCAACUCCUGUGCCAUCGUCCUCAAUGACUUCAACAACUGCAAGAACAUAACCAUUUCCUCCACAACAAUGAAGACACUCGUAAGAGAAGUGGCCAAGAAUAGCUCUGUGCAGAAGGAUGGCCUGGAAGCACAAAUCACCCGUAUAGCGUUUGCCUCCCAGGAGAACAAUACNCUCAGAGUCUUGUAUAAGGUUGACAUAAUAAAGAACGAAGAGCACUUUGCCACUGGGGAGACGAAAUUAUUCAUCUCCCAUGGCAGCAAGAUUUCAAACUCCACACUGAUACCAGAUGUCAAGCUCACAAGGUCUGAGCACAGUGUGGUGCCUCCUGAGGCUAAGGAAGAAGCAGAAGGCAUUUUGUCUGAAGUAGCAAAGGUGGCCUGGUCCAACUUCAGUGAAACGUAUAAAAAGAUGAAUAUUCCUGAAGGUGUGUCUUCAUAUACUUUAACGAACUCCAAUGUCAUAUUGCUGAAAUCAUCAGUAGAUAUCAAUAAGGACAUAAAACCAGAUGCAAGACAUGGGCUUGCCCCACAGCAAAAAUGGUACUCUGUCCCGCACUGUUUCCUCGCCAGCAAGAAAGCGCACGGGACACAAGGAUCCUUCUGCAGCCAGUCUUUAUUGCAUAUUGAUGAGGAAGACAAAGAGUCUCAGAAAGGCGCUGCUUAUAUACCCCCUAGCGUGGCAUGUCCAUGCCUGACUGGUCGCUUACCCAUGAUCUCAUAG